This is a messenger RNA of Gopherus flavomarginatus (Mexican gopher tortoise), 1952 nucleotides long. It is a transcript of the gene CAPNS2, whose product is annotated as calpain small subunit 2. The record is from RefSeq and is a predicted model, not a curated record. The transcript has a single exon. Gene Ontology annotation, molecular function: calcium ion binding. Bases 587 to 1330 code for a protein of 247 amino acids. Lineage: Eukaryota; Metazoa; Chordata; Testudines; Testudinidae.
CACAGUAAGUGGAAGGUUGAGACCCGUUGGCAUGGCUAGUUAGGCAAUCUUGUAUUGCUGCUAGCCACGCUACACCUAUUUGGACAAACAAGUUACUUUAAUUUCUGAACUCCAACAAAGUAAAGACAUUGGAGACAAGAAUGCAGGGACAGAUACACCCAUGAUAAACUGAGCAUAUCUCCUUGGGAAGUUAAGUUAGAAGUUAUCUAAACUUGGCUGUGGUCCUUUCUAACAUUACGUUGCUCAAAGGAUCACCAAGGACAUUUUGAAAAUUUUGCUGUAUGGUUUUCAACCCCUCAGUUUUACCUUACAAGGGUUUCACAUCAGAGAAUACAAAUCUGAUCUGUAAAAUAAAAAGCAAGUGUUCGGAGAGAGAAAUACUUGUCAAAAGCAGAGGGUGGCUGCAGGGAGCUAAUGGAAUUCAGGCAACGAAAGGCUGCAUCAGACAUGCCUGGGCAUGGGGAAUACUAAUACUUCAGACAGAUAAUCUGUAUUUUGCUCACACCCAGCUCAGGCUCCAUUACUGCUCUCAGAGGCUGCAGGAUUUUCAGCUCUCAUCUGGUUAAUUCUCUGUAAAACAUUCACCAUGUUCCUUGCUCAAGCCUUGCUUGGUGGAGGGAGCAGCAGCGGAGGGGGCCUUGCAAGAGGUCUGGGAGGUCUUUUAGCAGGAGGUGGACAAGGAGGAGGGAAUCUUGGAGGACUUGUUGGAGGACUCGUCAACAUUAUCAGUGAGGUAGCAGCUCAGUACAACCCAGAGCCACCCCCAACUCCUCGCAGCCACUUCAUGAACGUGGAAGCCGGCGAGAGUGAGGAGAUCAGUCAGUUCCGCCGACUGUUUGUCCAGCUGGCUGGAGAUGACCUGGAAGUAUGCGCCACCGAGUUGAUGGACAUUCUAAACAAGGUGAUGGCCAGACAUAAAAACCUGAAGACAGAGGGCUUCAGCCUAGACACAUGCCGGAGCAUGGUGUCAGUCAUGGACAGUGACACAACCGGCAAGCUGGGCUUUGAGGAGUUUAAGUACCUGUGGAACAACAUCAAGAAGUGGCAGUGUGUGUACAAAGAACACUACUCCGACCAGUCAGGAACUCUUGGGAGUGCUCAGCUGCCAGACGCAUUCAAGGCUGCAGGGUUCCAGCUGAACGAACAGCUGUACCAGAUGAUCAUUCGCAGAUACUCCGAUGAAAACGGGAGCAUGGAUUUCAAUAACUUCAUCAGCUGUUUGGUGCGACUGGAUGGCAUGUUCCGUGCCUUCAAAUCCCUGGACCAAGAUGGAGACGGCCUGGUGAACAUGAACAUUCAAGAGUGGCUGCAGCUGACCAUGUACUCCUGAGGGAACACACUGGAAUGGAAUACACUCCAACUGUAUGCUCUUGUUUAUGCUGGUGUUAACUAACUGGAGCCUUUCUCCUUCUUCAAGAGCAACUGUUUGUCAAGUCAAGCAAGCUUUGUUGCUAUGAAAGAGCACACACAAUGCUUAAAAAACCCUUAGUUUAUUGUGAAAUGUUUGGUUUUUUUCUACUUCAUACGUUUUACAGUUGUUUGGAUUGCUGAGGGGCUACCAAAUGGAGCAUUUCUUGAGCUGUGCAAGACUCUGGGUCUGCGCACACAUGCAUAUGAGUACCUAUAAUAGAAAACUAGAUUUGGGUUCAAAAAGGAGAGAAUGGUGAUGGGAAGAGUAGUUGUUAAGGCUUUCGUCUCAUAUAGUGUGUUGGCGGCUAGUGGACGUAUACCUAUAAUACAGAAUACAUUUCUGAUUUUUUCUUAAGACUGGGGUUGUUUUUGAUGACUGUUUUGAUUUUUAUGUGUUUAUCUAUCAGUGCUUAUUUUGCUGGAGGCAGAUGCUGUGCUUGCCUGUAGGGAAAUUGCUAGUAAAUAGAGGUGUAUUGAUUUCUAAUUUGUAAGGAAUUAUUUGUAAUGGGGAAAAUAAAUUGGAGUAUUAAUUAUUAUAAUAA